AAUCAAUCCAACCUCAGUACCUACAAAGUUAUCUCCUAUCAUUUUCUAUCGCAAACAUUACAAAAUUUGCCAAAAUGAAGACCGCCGGUGCCAUCAUUCUUUCUCUUCUUGCCGCCACUGGCCUUGCCAUCCCAAUGGAACAAACUCAGCAAGCCAACCAAGCACACAUGAUGGAGCAAGCCGAUAUGAUGGGACAAGCUCAAAUGAUGGAGCAAGCUCAAAUGGCUGCCAACGGCCUCUUCGAUCCUCCUCGCAACGGCAAUGGUAACAUCAUUGGCGACAUUUUUGACACCGCCGCCUGUAUCCUUGGCAGCUUUGUUGGCAGCACUCGCACUUGUCGCAAGGGUGAACCUGACGUGAUUAAUAUCACAACCGACCACCGCAACGACAACAACAACAACAACAGCAGCAGCAGCAGCACGAGCAGCUCCUACCAAUAUAGCUACAACACCGACUCAGAUGGAAACUAUCGCAUCCAAAUUGUUCCCGGCGGUAACAAGUCUAACUGCAACUAUACUAUUCCCAAGAGUGAUGCCCAGGUCUUAGCCACUACCAUCAACCAACUUGCAGCUAAGUGUCUCGGCCAAUAAGCGAUUACGCUGCGAUAGUAAGACAUUCUUUGCAUAUGGACUGUGAUACCGAAAUGGUUGACUGUGGAGCGGUGGAAAAGGGAUUUGAGAAAGCCAGAUAGCCAAUAAUCGAGCAUAUUUGCCCUC
Messenger RNA from Trichoderma virens Gv29-8, 716 nucleotides. RefSeq lists its product as uncharacterized. NCBI's taxonomy places the organism in Eukaryota, Fungi, Ascomycota, Sordariomycetes, Hypocreales, Hypocreaceae. The transcript is spliced from 2 exons. The record is from RefSeq and is a predicted model, not a curated record. The coding region runs from base 75 to 590 and encodes 171 amino acids.